AUGUCAGUCCCUCCACCAUCACGAUCUGGUAACGCACAGUAUGAUUACCUUUGUAAAUUAUUGCUCAUUGGAGAUAGUGGUGUGGGAAAGAGUUGUCUGCUUCUCAGAUUUAGUGAUGACACUUUUACAACAAACUUUAUAACUACCAUCGGUAUUGAUUUCAAAAUAAGAACUAUUGAAUUAGAUGGAAAGCGAGUAAAAUUACAAAUUUGGGAUACUGCUGGACAAGAGAGAUUUAGAACUAUUACAACAGCGUAUUAUAGAGGUGCUAUGGGUAUUAUGUUAACUUAUGACGUUACUGAUGAACAAUCAUUCUUGAACAUUAGAAAUUGGAUGAAAAAUAUAGAAGAACAUGCAGCUGAUAAUGUCAAUAAGAUGUUGAUCGGAAAUAAGUGUGAUUUAAUCGAAAAGAAAAUUGUGGAAACAGAAAGAGGACAAUCAUUGGCCAAGAGUUAUGGAAUUCCAUUCAUGGAAACCAGUGCUAAAAACAAUAUUAAUGUGGAGGAAGCUUUCUUUACUAUUGCUAGAGAAAUUAAAUCCAGAUUAAUUGAUUCUGGAGAAGUAGAACCAAUAGUCGAAGAUAGCUCUCCUUCAAACACUAAAAAGUCAACUGAAGAAGAAAAGCCAAAAACAUCCAACUCUGGUACUGUUAGAAUUGAUCAAAAUCAAAAUACAUCCAACGAAAAGAAGAAGAAAUCAUGUUGUGGAUAA
Messenger RNA from Naegleria gruberi, 711 nucleotides. Its product is annotated as rab family small GTPase. Gene Ontology annotation, biological process: regulation of exocytosis; protein secretion. Bases 1 to 711 code for a protein of 236 amino acids. The transcript has 4 exons. Gene Ontology annotation, molecular function: GTPase activity; GTP binding. The record is from RefSeq and is a predicted model, not a curated record. NCBI's taxonomy places the organism in Eukaryota, Heterolobosea, Eutetramitea, Acrasida, Naegleriidae.